Molecule: messenger RNA, 2391 nt
Organism: Lolium rigidum
Lineage: Eukaryota; Viridiplantae; Streptophyta; Magnoliopsida; Poales; Poaceae
Exons: 8
Coding region: 101-2113 (670 amino acids)
Molecular function (GO): DNA binding
Source: RefSeq, a predicted model, not a curated record
GCGAAAACGCCGCAUCGGCGGCGCGAGUAGUAGCAGAUACGACCACCGCAACGCGCUGCGAAGGCUCUCUCUGUGCGGCAUAGCCGGGGACGGCCGACGCAUGCGAGUCAAGACGGGAGCACGGCGACGACCUCCGGGCGAGCGGCAACAGCUCGAGAUGGCGGACGAGGCAGCCGCGGCGAGCUCGUUGCAAGCGGCGGCGGCGCUGGCCUCCCUCCACCUCCCGCAGCCAGGACCGACAGCAACUGACCGCCGAGAUAGGAGAUAUUUCGGGAGAGGGGCACGUAUAAAGCGUAAGGCGAAGCGGAAGUGGGGCUUCGAUGCGGGCGGAGCGGGCAGUUCCGCCGGGCUGCCCUCCAGGCAUCUUGGUCGCCGCAGGUUGACCAGGGGGGGAGUUGGAUCUAUGAACGAAGUACUAAAAACUGAAGUGGGCAUCAGGAGCCGUUUCAGUGCAUUGCGGAUUCGGCAGAUUAUGCGGGGUCUAACACCCAAGCAGCAGGGAUAUGUUGCCAAGUAUGGAUUUGAGCAUUUCAAUCGUAUUGGGGAGUUCUCUGUCCACGAGCCACUGACUGAGUGGAUCAUGGGGAAAAUUAACCCUCCGUUCUCUGAGUUCAGAAUUGACGCGGAAAGGACAAUAGUAUUCAGCAAGUCCCUUGUUCAGAAAGUUUUGGGCGUACCGUCAGGGGGAAGACCCGUUGUGCUGCAUGGGCACAAGACGGACAAAAUCAAUGAACUACGAGCUCUGUACUUAAAUGAUGGACUAAGGGCAAGCAUCCCCCAGGCUGUUAGCUUGCUUAAGAACAACGAGGACGAGGAAUCCUUUAUGAGGACAUUCUUUCUUAUUGCACUUGCUGCAGUGCUCACCCCCACCACUGGAAAUACAAUAGACCUUGACUACCUGUGGCCCCUUGAAGAUAUGUCAAAGGUUCAGGACCUCGAUUGGGCUGGCCAUAUCACGGAGCAUCUGAUGGAUGAGGUCCAGAAAUUCCAGUACAAGGCCAGGGAGGAAAAAAUGAAAAACUUCUGGGUUGGCGGGUGCUUGCCUUUGCUCAUGAUUGCUUACAUGGAUCACUUGGAUCUCCCUAGAGGGCGAAUCGUAGACCGUGUAAUUAACUACUCGGUGCCCAGGAUCUGCCAUGUUUCUAAGCAUGAUUUCCAGUUUGCCGCGAUUGCUGACCUGCAUCGUCAACAUUACAAGUUUGCCACAUUUGGGAUACUUCCUUUCCGUGAUAGAACACCAUACACUGAUAAUCCAAUAACCGGGACAGAAGUACCGGAAGAUGAUCUUCAUAUUCCCUCAAAUUCAAAGGAUCAAGUCUUACCAGGGCAAUGGGAGCUUAUAGAAGUACAUGAGAAAAUGAUAGAUGAACUUGAUCAGGAAAUACAACCUGAAAUCCUUGGGUUUGCAAAACCGAGCAUCAAUCAUUCCUCUUUUGGAAGGACCAAUGGUUGCCCGGAUCAAGGAACUACAAAAUCCGCUAGCUGCAAAAUGGGCAGUUCUAGCAAUUGUCGGAAUACUGCAAAGGCAGCUUUGACACCCUCUUCAUCUGAGAAAUCAGAAGAAGACAGUGCUCAAGAAUACGAAUCUUCUGAGUCAGCUGAUCAUCCGACACCUCCAGAAGCUGAUUAUGGGGUAAUAUUCAGGAAUUGCCUAUCUGGAGCACAAAUGGACAAAGUAAACAGGCUUAUCCAGGAAGUUAAACCAAAAACUAUUUUGUUCGUAGCUAUCAUGAGGAAGUGCGAUGUUCAACUACCUAGUCCUCUUAUGAUGAUUUCAAAGGAACACACCUUAGCCGCAGCUGCGCACUUUCCGCAUGAGAAUGGGACUGUCACACUUCAGAUGCUGGGCAAGAGCGAAAACUGGCGCCCGAGAUUCUUCAUCGAAAAAGACAUGUGCAUGCUUGCGGGUAACUGGUUAGACUUUGUGUGUGACAACCAAGUGCAGGCGGGUGACAUCUGCAUCUUUGUACCGGCAAAGGGUGGGGAAAGGUCCACGUUCAUGGUCCAUAUAAUCCGCGCAGAAGCUGCCCGUCCUAGGGGUGUUAAAAGGGCUCGCUCUAGCCAUGAUUCUCCGGUUGAUAAGGAAGGAAUGGCUAACACAGAUGUCGUUUAGGAAUUGCAAACACAGAUGCUUGGUAAAGGUUCAAACAAGUUUUCGUGCACAACAAUGGUCUAUGUUCCACUGCCGGAUAUGUGCCUGUUCUAAUUGAAAAAAAGGAGUUUACCUAGCAGUCAUUGUUUCUUGAGGCAAGUCCUCGUUGGUAGGAAAACAGAAUGGUGAGAGCUAGCCUCCUGCAAGCUCUUCCUGUUUUGUGGGCUCUGUCAUCUUUCGUACUCUGAAAUCAGGCUAUGCUGAACUUCUUAUCCACUAUAUAUAACUGCGAGAUAUGU